Molecule: messenger RNA, 1590 nt
Organism: Penicillium daleae
Lineage: Eukaryota; Fungi; Ascomycota; Eurotiomycetes; Eurotiales; Aspergillaceae
Exons: 5
Coding region: 1-1590 (529 amino acids)
Biological process (GO): transmembrane transport
Molecular function (GO): transmembrane transporter activity
Source: RefSeq, a predicted model, not a curated record
AUGUCACAAAUCAAAUUCUCAGGUACUCUGAAAGAGCCCCAGGUCACAGAAAGCUCUGUUGCCUCUAGCCCUAGCCUUUCGGUUCAGGAUGAGAAACAGCUCGCAACUCCAUCUUCAGAUUCGAUCAACCUUGAGAGCCAAAUCCCCUCACCACCACCGUACCAUGUUUUCAGUCGGUCUCGCAAAUUGCAGAUGGUCUACAUUGUUUCCCUCGCCGCCAUCUUUUCCCCUCUAUCUUCUAAUAUCUAUUUCCCCGCCCUUGGACUUAUUUCGAAGGAGUUGAAUGUCUCUAUCUCUCUUACUACCCUGACCGUCACGGUUUAUAUGAUCGUUCAGGGCCUAGCACCUAGCUUCUGGGGCUCUUUUUCCGACGUCAUUGGCCGCCGUGUGAUCUUUAUCGGAACUUUUGUCGUUUACAUCAUUUCGAACAUUGCGCUUGGAGUCUCAAACAACUAUGGAGAGCUCAUGGCUUUCCGCGCUUUGCAAGCAGCCGGUAGCGCAGCAACUAUCUCAAUCGGUGCUGGCGUAAUCGGAGACAUUACCACAUCAGCUGAGAGAGGAAGCUUGGUUGGUGUCUUCGGCGGAGUCCGGAUGCUUGGUCAAGGAAUUGGUCCCGUCUUCGGAGGCAUUCUAUCUGAGUAUUUGGGCUAUAGGUCCAUAUUUUGGUUCCUUACUAUUCUAUCUGGAUUCAGUCUAUUCUCGAUUCUCUUCUUCCUCCCCGAAACCUUGCGUACCGUCGCCGGAAAUGGCACCGUCCCUCUUCAUGGAAUUUACAAACCCUGGAUUUAUUGUAUCACUGGCCAGGAGCAUGCUAAGAAAGGCGCCGUACCAUCGGCAGAAAAGAAAAAAAUUACGGUCAAGACUGUGGUAGCCCCUCUCGGCUUCUUGGGUGAGAAGGACGUCUUUAUUACAUUGUUCUUUGGUGCGAUCGUGUAUACGGUGUGGUCGAUGGUGACCUCGUCGACAUCGGAUCUGUUCGAAUCUAACUACGGUCUUAAUACACUGGAGGUUGGUCUUACAUUCUUGGGUAAUGGCUUUGGCUGCAUGUCUGGAUCGUACGCUAUCGGCUACCUGAUGGACUUCAAUCACAAGUGGACUGAGCGUGAAUACUGCGCUAAACACAACCUUCCUCUCAAUACACGCAUCACAUCCAAGUCUCAUCCUGACUUCCCAAUCGAAUACGCGCGCAUGCGCAACACCUGGUGGAUCACCGUCCUCUUCAUUGUGUGCACGGCCAUGUAUGGAGCAUCCCUUCGAACUCAUCUGGCGGUUCCCGUUAUUCUACAGUAUAUUAUUGCUUAUUGUGCCACUGCCAUCUUCACUAUCAACAGCGCUCUUGUCAUCGAUCUAUACCCUGGAGCUAGUGCCAGUGCGACGGCAGUCAACAAUCUAAUGCGGUGCUUGGUUGGUGCAGCUGGUGUCGCUGCUAUUCAGCCCAUGAUCGACGCUUUAACAGCACAGUGGGCUUUCUUGCUGCUGGCUGGUAUCACGCUGCUCAUGUUUCCCUUGCUAGCGGUUGAGAUGCGAUGGGGCGCAGGAUGGCGACAGGAACGCACAGAGCGCCUAAAAAGAAAAGCUGCUUCUACCUGA